AUGAUUGAGAAGGAGUUUCCUUGGUGGGGAGAAUUGCAUGGGUGGUGCAACAGCACCUGGAGUGCUGCUGAUAGUGGGCAGGAUUUCACUAGGCACAUAGUUGAACUCUUCAAGCUGUGGCCAAACCUACUGUCUGGAGAUUCUGUUGAUCCUGCUGCAGGCCCACUGAAUUCAUCUCAGCUGGAAGAAGGUGAAAUAGCAGAGGGUGGCAACAAUUUUCAUACUAAUGACAACUUUUUUGCAGAUGAUUCAGAACUGAUGAAUGUUGACAGCAACCCCCCCUUUUCACAUGUCGAGAUGCCAUCAUUUCCCAUACCAUCCCCCUCCCUGCUCUUCUCUGAGCAAGAGCUGCUGCUGCCUGUUAUUCCAUUGCCCUCUCCAUCCUCUGCUGGAUCUAAGUGGUUGAUGCUGUUGUCCCUCCCUGCUAAUUCUGAGUGGUUUUUGCUCACCCCCCCACCAUCCUUCAAUUUUUCUGAGUCAUCCACCAUCAUCCCUCCUCCCCCUUCUACUUUUAACAGAGUUAAUUCUAUCAGCUUGAAUGAUGACCCCCCUCCCUUUGUAUUCCAUUGUCCAAAACUUCAGCCAGCACAUCCAUGCCUCAAGCAGGAUCGACCCCUCCUUAAACACCACCCUUUGUCUCUCAUUGUCUUCCCCCCCAGCAUCACUGCUCUCUCUGAUGAUAGCAAUUCCAAGCUGUCAUCAAAGCCAUCCCAUGAGUGUGCACAGGAAACCCCUGCUGACAAGCUUUCUUUGGACCUUGCAUCUGCUUUGUUAACCUUUCAUUAAGCAAUUUCAACAGGUGCAGCAGGAUAGGUCAGAGGUCAAGCAUCACCAACUGGAGUAUGGAUACUGGAGGACUUGCCAGAAGGCCACCACUCUCUCAGCCAAUUGUGAACACCAACUUACUAUGCAACACAAGCUGUUCACACAUGAGGAG
Messenger RNA from Pisolithus orientalis, 937 nucleotides. RefSeq lists its product as uncharacterized. The coding region runs from base 1 to 786 and encodes 261 amino acids. The record is from RefSeq and is a predicted model, not a curated record. Lineage: Eukaryota; Fungi; Basidiomycota; Agaricomycetes; Boletales; Pisolithaceae. The transcript has 2 exons.